GGCAACGGCCGAGCAAUCAAAAGAUUGUCAAAUGAGCGCAGGUGGUGCAUUUGGUGGGACCAGGGGAUGGAGACCAGUGCCAUCAGAGAAAGAAGUUUUCCCUUUGGAUCAUAUGCAUCAAUGUGACCCGGAGAAGAAAGGGUACAUCAGUUGUCUCAAAUCUUCUGGCAACAAUUCUGAAAAAUGUAGACACUUAUCGAAGAAGUACUUGGAAUGUCGUAUGAAAAGAACUUGAUGGCAAAGCAAGAUAUCUCAGGAAGCUGACACUGAUGAAGCUCAUGGAGCUGUCUAGCACCACUUUUUUAAGGGUGUCGACAUAAGACGAUUUGAUUUAAUUAUAGAUCAUAUCUUUCAAGGAAGAACAAAGAAAGUGAUGGAUGAUUAUAGAUUAUGGAUUAUGGAGAAUUCUUGCUCUUUUAUAGUAAAACAAAUAAUGAAGAAAAGCUCUUCGAAUCCAUUACAAUCAAAUGAAGAAAAUAUUUUUUACCAUCAGCCAUAUAAUUUGGUAAUAGAGUUAUUUGUGCUUU
This is a messenger RNA of Rubroshorea leprosula, 527 nucleotides long. Lineage: Eukaryota; Viridiplantae; Streptophyta; Magnoliopsida; Malvales; Dipterocarpaceae. The record is from the annotation of a GenBank genome assembly.